This is a messenger RNA of Fulmarus glacialis (Northern fulmar), 2532 nucleotides long. Its product is annotated as A disintegrin and metalloproteinase with thrombospondin motifs 12-like. Gene Ontology annotation, biological process: extracellular matrix organization. The transcript has 12 exons. Gene Ontology annotation, molecular function: metalloendopeptidase activity. Gene Ontology annotation, cellular component: extracellular matrix. The annotation marks the transcript as partial. NCBI's taxonomy places the organism in Eukaryota, Metazoa, Chordata, Aves, Procellariiformes, Procellariidae. The record is from RefSeq and is a predicted model, not a curated record.
UCUGUUGGCUGUGAUUAUGAGAUAAAUUCCAACGCAACUGAAGAUCAGUGUGGAGUCUGCCUGGGAGACGGCUCUGCUUGUCGUACAGUGAAGAUGACAUUUAAUCAAAGUGAAGGAUUUGGAUACGUUGAUAUUGGGCUAAUUCCGAAAGGUGCGAGGGGAAUCAAAGUCAUGGAAGUUGCAGAAGCAGGAAAUUUCCUUGCUGUGCGAAGCAAAGACCCAGAAAAAUAUUACCUGAAUGGAGGGUUUAUCAUCCAGUGGAAUGGUGAAUACAAAGUGGCAGGCACGAUAUUUCAGUAUGACAGAUCGGGGGAUCUAGAAAAUCUGACUGCUCCAGGACCCACCAAUGAAUCAAUAUGGAUCCAGCUACUUUUUCAAGAAACUAACCCUGGAAUCAAGUAUGAAUAUACUGUACGUAAAGAAGAAAGUAAUGAGAAUGAGAUUGGAGAGCCGGAGUAUUUUUGGCAGUAUGGAGACUGGACAGCCUGCAGUGUUACGUGUGGAAGAGGGGUGCGGCGCCAGAUUGCUCACUGCAUGCGGAAGGGAAGCGGAGCAAUCAAAAACUCCUUCUGCGACCCAGCAACACAGCCAAACGGGCGACAAAAGAAAUGCUACGAAAAGGACUGUCCGCCCAGAUGGUGGGCAGGAGAAUGGCAGAAAUGUUCGACCACGUGUGGCCCAACAGGCCAGAAGAAGCGAACUGUUCUUUGCAUCCAGACAGUGGGAUCUGAUGAGCAGGCGCUGGCUGUCACAGAGUGCCAGCACCUGCUUAAACCAAAGACCCAUCUGUCAUGCAACAGAGAUGUCUUGUGCCCGUCUGACUGGACAGUGAGCAACUGGACUGAGUGCACGGUUACUUGUGGUGGUGGAAUAAGGACUCGUAAUGUCACUUGUGCCAAAAAUAAUGAUGAGCCAUGUGAUACUUCCAAGAGACCAAACUCUAAGGCCCUGUGUGGUCUCCAGCAAUGUCCUUCUGCUGGAAUAUUUCUGAUACCCCCACUGGCACCCAGAAGAGGAAAGAUUAUAAUCAGAAAAACAAGUACUAAUCCCAAACGGAGUCCUCCUCGCAGAAUACCCAUACCAAGCCCAAGUAGUCCAGAAAUAACUUCCAGCUAUGAUUACUUAACCGAAGAAUCUGAUUACAUUGAUGGGUCAGUUGGAGGCAAUGAGAAACCAACUGAUCUCCUUUACAGCACAAAACUCAAUCCUGAAAUCACAACCAAGAGCACAAGCCUAGAUACCAGCUCUCCUGUCCUUCAAAACGAGAGCAUGACUUCUCAGCGCACCCCUGCAUCUCAUCACCGAGAACCUUCUACACUCCUUCCUGUUAGCAGAGCAACACAAGGACUGGCAUUUCCAACAAGUGCAAACCGUAUCAGCCUGCAAGUUGAUGUGCCUGUUGUAGAAGUAACUACCCAAGAAGCGUCUAUUACAGUAAUGCCCACAGUGUUUGGUCGUGUACCGAGAGACCAGACUGACAACAGAAGAGAAAUGAAGCUACUUGACACCAUAACCUCCAGCACACAAUCGGCAGCUCUCAAGCAUGUUCUCAGAAACCAAAGUGCAAUAUCUGAGGGGGUUUUGACGAAUGUCACACCAAACAGCCACCUAAUAACAUCCAACAAUUUGCCUGGUGAUGCCUACUGGAUAGUAGGCAACUGGAGUGAGUGCUCUACCACCUGUGGAAUGGGGGCUUUCUGGAGACACGUGGAGUGCAGCAGCAGGAACACAUCUCACUGUCAGCACAUGAAAAAGCCUGAUCCUGCAAGAAAAUGUUAUCUCCGCCCAUGCGCUAGCUGGAAAACAGGAAAUUGGAGCAAGUGCUCUGCUAACUGCAACGGCGGUUUCAAGAUCCGGGAUGUUCACUGCAUUGAUGUUCGUGAAAAGCGACUUCUAAGGCCUUUUCAUUGCCAAUUACUCGGAAAUAAACCACAACUCACCGCUAGUUGUAAUGUGGAGCCUUGCUUGCAGUGGCAUGUGGAGCCCUGGAAUGAGUGUUCGAGAACAUGUGGUGGUGGCCAGCAAAAGCGACGUAUCUACUGCCCAAAAGAAGACUACUGUGACUGGACAAAAAGGCCUAAUGCCAUUGCAUCAUGUAACAGGCAACCUUGUACGCAGUGGAUUAACCAGGCAUGGGGCCCGUGCACCGUUUCUUGUGGAGGAGGCAUUCAGGAAAGAACUGUGAAGUGCAUGAACAUAGAAACUAAUGAAACUGAAGAUGACAGUAUGUGUGUGGGUAAACCCAAGCCCACAGAGUAUCAGAAAUGCAAUCUGCAAGAGUGCAGGAAAAGUACAGGGCCACCCUGCAGCAAAGACCAACUGUCCGUUCACUUCUGCCAGAGGCUGAAAGGCAUUGGCAAGUGCUUGCUGCCAUCAAUACAGACUCAGUGCUGCUUCACGUGUAGCCAGCCCCGAAUUCGUAACAAAGCAAGAUACUGGGAUCAGCGAGGCCUCAGACAACAAAAUUAUACUAAAUCUAGAAGAAGAUCACCUCAAAACCAAGAAAACAACAACCAAGCUGCUCAGCACUAG